CCAUUGCAAUAUAAACUCAGCAAAAAAAGAAACGUCCCUUUUUCAGGACACUGUAUUUUAAAGAUAAUUUUGUAAAAAUCCAAAUAACUUUACAGAUCUUUAUUGUAAAGGGUUUAAACAAUGUUUUCCAUGCUUGUUCAAUUAAUGAACGUGCACCUGUGGAACGGUCAUUAAGACACUAACAGCUUACAGAUGGUAGGCAAGUAAAGUCACAGUUAUAAAAACUUAGGACACUAAAGAGACCUUUCUACUGACUCUGAAAAACACGAAAAGAAAGAUGCCCAGGGUCCCUGCUCAUCUGCAUGAACGUGCCUUAGGCAUGCUGCAUGGAGGCAUGAGGACUGCAGAUGUGGCCAGGGCAAUAAAUUGCAAUGUCCGUACUGUGAGAUGCCCAAGACAGCGCUACAGGGAGACAGGAAGGACAGCUGAUCGUCCUCGCAGUGGCAGACCAUGUGUAACAACACCUGCACAGGAUCAGUUCAUCCAAAUAUCACACCUGCGGGACAACAAGGAUGGCAACAACAACUGCCUGCGUUACACCAGGAAUGCCCAAUCCCUCCAUCAGCGCUCAGACUGUCCACAAUAGGCUGAGAGAGGCUGGACUGAGGGCUUGUAGGCCUGUUGUAAGGCAGGUCCUUACCAGACGUCACCGGCAACAACGUCACCUAUGGGCACAAACCCACAUUCGCUGGACCAGACAGGACUGGCAAAAAGUGCUCUUCACUGAUGAGUUGCAGUUUUGUCUCACCAGAGGUGAUGGUCGGACUCGUGUUUAUCGUCGAAGCAAUGAGCGUUACACAGAGGCCUGUACUAUGGAGCGGAAGCGAUUUGGAGGUGGAGGGUCCAUCAUGGUCUGGAGCGGAGUGUCACAGCAUCAUCGGACUGAGCUUGUCAUUGCAGGCAAUCUCAAUGCUGUGCGUUAACGGGAAGACAUCCUCCUCCCUCAUGUGGUACCCUUCCUGCAGGCUCAUCCUUACAUGACCCUCCAUGACAAUGCCACCAGCCAUACUGCUCAUUCUGGGCGUGAUUUCCUGCAAGACAGGAAUUUCAGUGUUCUGCCAUGGCCAGCGAAGAGCCCGGAUCUCAGUCCCAUUGAGCACGCCUGGGAACUGUUAGAUCGGAGGGUGAGGGCUAGGGCCAUUCCCCCCAGAAAUGUCCGGGAACUUGCAAGUGCCUUGGUGGAAGAGUGGGGUAACAUCUCACAGCCAGAACUGGCAAAUCUGGUGCAGUCCAUGAGGAGGAGAUGCACUGCAGUACUUAAUGCAGCUGGUGGCCACACCAGGGUAGGGUUGCACCAGCUGUGCGUAAGUUCUCACGUAAGUUAGGACGUAAAGUUCACACUAAGGGCUUAUUAACUGCUAGUUAGUUUGUAACUAAGUCAGUGCUUAAUUUGGUUGCACCACCUGUUCUUAAGGCAAGAGUUAACUAGUAAGUCGUAAGCUCUCCAUAAAGUAAGGCUUAGUCGCAUAUUAUGACGUUUACCAGUAUUUAUCCAAUAAGCAGCCUUCAAAUUUAUACACAGAAGUGUUAAAAAGCCGUGAACUUCAAUCUGAUCUUGUUACGGUUGAUGUUCAGCACUUGUUUGCUCACGUAACUGUCAGCUGUAAUAAAUUAUAUCCCCAUUAUAUGAUACCUAAUAAAAGUACAUUUGAUAAAUAUAUUUGCCCUGUGUAAAUAAUAUUAUAGGAACUGUAUCUUAAAUAAAUGAGGGGUGAUAAAUACUAAUACAACAGGCUGGAAAAAUAGACAUUCAUUCAUUUUAAUAUCCUGUAUAUAUUUUGAAUGUGUUGAAACUUGACACCGGGCGACACACCCUGAAAACUGCAGCAUUAGAUCGGUUUCAUGCUGAAGAGCCGCUUAAAAGUUAGGUGUGAUGGUUAGAUUGGACCUUGGUGAUGUAGUCCUCCGACGGAUGCAGGAGAAGGACGUUGAAGCUGUGAAGGCUCUUAUCAAGGAGGGAUGUGAGGGAACAGAGAACCGCCUGAUUCUUCACCUUCUUACCCGUCCGCUCACUCUUCUCAUGCUUGCAACUCUCUCCUCCAUCCUCCGCUGUGUGCUUCACUCCUUUAUCAUGGCCUUGGUCAUUCCAGUCUUCAUUCUCAUCAUCUACCUCAAACUCACCAUCCCACAAUCGGUGGGCAUCCUGGGCUCCAGCAGGCCAUACUGGGACUAUGUGGCCAGCAGUUACCAUGCAGACAUUGAGCCAGACCUACCCAAUCCUCACUCAGGCAGAGUCAAACUGAUCCCCAACCAAGAGAAAACCAGACGGCGUAAAAAAGCCAAAGAGAAGGAGAAGGAGAAUGAGAAAACAAAUGAGAGAGAGCAGGUGGAUGAGGAUGAGCUUAAGGAGAGGGCGAGGGUUGCUGGAGAAGUGUGGGUGGCAGACUCUGAUGGGGAGAUUAUAGGGUGUGUGGCUAGAGAUGGUAGGAGUCGGGAUGGUGUAGGUCGGAUCUGCAGGCUGGUGGUUCAAAGCUGGUACCGCAGAGAGGGACUGGGCAGAUUGAUGGCGCAGGGCUUGGAAUCUAAAGUAAAGCAGAGUGGAAUAUGCCGGGUCUAUGCCCACGUGCCCUAUCCUUCCAAAGUGGGAGAGGCUUUCUUCAGGAAGCUGGGCUAUCGUCUGCAGGGUGAGACUGCAGGGACUGAGGGAGAGGAAGAUGAUGACUGUGAAGAGCCAGAGAAAGGUUGGCUGGGGUUCCCUUUAACAAAAGUGUUUGUUAAGGAUCUGUAAGUGUCAAUCUUUCCAGUGAAUUAUAGACCACAGCCAUAAACUCAGAGAACACCUCUCGCUUUGCUACUAUACAUGUUAUCUUCUAUGAUUGUUUAUAUUUACAAAUCAUAAAUAUGUAAAUCAUAAAAAUUAUAUUGUUCUGCAAGAAUGUUUUAAUAUUGGUGAACAUUGCAUAUUUCAUCUCAGGGGUUCAGAGCCCUAGUCAUGAAGGUGUUAUUUAAGCUUCUGAAGGAGUGACUGAAAAAUGUAAUUGGUUUUAAAAAUUGGUUUCUGUUUACCUUAUUCACUUUAUUUUAUUGUGUGGUAUUUAUAAUAUAGUGAAUUUUAGCUAUAUUCCCUUCUGAGAACUUUUUGUAUGUUUCCCUUGAGUGUUGAAGAAUAAGCGCAAAGCUUUUGUAAAGUAUAAAUAAAAGUUAUGCUCCAGAG
Messenger RNA from Myxocyprinus asiaticus (Chinese sucker), 3154 nucleotides. RefSeq names its product probable N-acetyltransferase 14. Gene Ontology annotation, molecular function: N-acetyltransferase activity. The transcript is spliced from 3 exons. The coding region runs from base 1874 to 2728 and encodes 284 amino acids. Lineage: Eukaryota; Metazoa; Chordata; Actinopteri; Cypriniformes; Catostomidae. The record is from RefSeq and is a predicted model, not a curated record.